Nymphalis io (European peacock) is the source of this 1344-nucleotide messenger RNA. RefSeq names its product CUGBP Elav-like family member 4 (gene bru3). The transcript has 10 exons. Gene Ontology annotation, molecular function: mRNA binding. Gene Ontology annotation, biological process: mRNA splice site recognition; regulation of alternative mRNA splicing, via spliceosome. Lineage: Eukaryota; Metazoa; Arthropoda; Insecta; Lepidoptera; Nymphalidae. The record is from RefSeq and is a predicted model, not a curated record. Bases 17 to 1120 code for a protein of 367 amino acids. Gene Ontology annotation, cellular component: nucleus; cytoplasm; ribonucleoprotein complex.
GAAGCUGUUCGUUGGCAUGCUCAGCAAACAACAAACUGAAGAGGAUGUGCGUCAGUUGUUCACGCCGUACGGUACAAUAGAAGAGUGUUCGAUACUUCGUGGCCCGGACGGUUCGAGUAAAGGUUGCGCGUUCGUAAAAUACAGUUCACACCAGGAAGCGCAAGCAGCCAUCACAAGUCUGCACGGCAGUCAAACUAUGCCUGGCGCCUCUUCGAGCCUUGUAGUUAAAUUCGCAGACACGGAGAAGGAACGUCAACUGCGUCGAAUGCAGCAGAUGGCCGGCAACAUGAGCCUUUUGAACCCGUUCGUUUUCAAUCAGUUCGGGGCGUACGGGACCUACGCUCAGGUCAUCACUGAGCAAGUUGAUUUACAACAACAAGCAGCUCUGAUGGUAGCGGCGACUGCGCAGGGCUAUAUAAGUCCAAUGACGGCUCUCGCGUCACAUGCGCUUAACGGCAUGGCCAACUCAGUUGUGCCCCCAACUUCCGAUAACUUUUCCGGCUUGGCGAUAGGCACGGGGGGCGGACAGCCACUGAACGGCGCUCUGCCGUCGUUGCCAUCGCCUACCAUGCCAGGGUUUAACAUGGCCGCGCAGACCGCUAACGGCCAGCCGCCACCGCAAGAAGCUGUAUACACUAACGGGAUCCACCAAACAUUCACUGGACCUGUCCCCGUCACAGCGCAGGGCAUACCUAACGGGGAGGCAGCGCUGCAACACGCGGCGUAUCCAGGCAUGCAGCCCUUCCCCGGCGUCGCUUACCCAGCGGUUUAUGGACAGUUUCCGCAGCCCAUCCCACCGCCGAUGUCUACCAUUGCGCCUGCGCAGAGAGAAGGAUGCUCAAUUUCGGGGCCCGAGGGCUGCAACCUCUUCAUAUACCACUUACCGCAGGAGUUCGGCGACACUGAACUGAUGCAAAUGUUUCUCCCGUUUGGGAACGUGAUCAGCAGCAAGGUUUUCAUCGAUCGUGCCACUAACCAGAGCAAAUGUUUCGGCUUUGUAUCUUUCGAUAACCCGUCGUCAGCCCAAGCGGCCAUCCAGGCGAUGAACGGCUUUCAAAUUGGCAUGAAGCGACUAAAGGUCCAACUGAAACGACCAAAGGAUGCCAACCGGCCUUAUUAACCCAUGAUGCCGUCCCCGCGCGCAUACGUAAUGCCCAGGAAGGCUCCCGGCAGGUCUCGUACGCCCGCGGUACGCACAUAUGCGUAUUAUCAAAGAUUCUAAGGAAUUAAACUAACAUUAAUUGUAUAGUAAAUAUCAUUAACUACAUUACUUACCUAAAGAAAUAUGCAAGCCCACGCGGCAUGUAUACUAUAUUAGUUAAAGUAAUUUAUUGAUCAGCGUGU